UCAAUUUUUUGUUUUCUAGGUUCCCUUUUCAGGUUUUCUGGAAGUGGGUUUGCAUUUUUAUAUUUCUGUUAAAGCCUCUUUUUUGGAAGGAAAGUAUCUGUUCGGAGUUGUGUGAUUGACUUGUAUUCUCUGCCUACUUGUGCCAUCACUCUUUUUCUCGCUUACUUUUGGUAUUCUUUUCCUUGUCUCUUUUACUUCAUCUUUGAUAGAAAAGAGUUUUGAGCAGCUUUUUUUGAGUAUAUGGGCGUAUGGUUUUGGUACUUUUGGUUGAGAUUGAGGCUCUGCUUUGUUUAUUCAUUGUCUCUUACAAUUUUACCAUUGAUGAUUUGCCACGGCUGACGGCAUUCGAAUAUUCCGACGUCUGAAUCCCUUCAUUACUGUGUUGGUGGAGAUAAAAUGCGUGGGUAUUAAUCAUGAGCAUCACAGCAAUUGUAGCAGUUCCAGAGCAUAUUAGUCGGAUCUAAAUUUUAAGCUUAUACUGUAUUGUCUCAGUGAUGGCCUCAAAGACUGUCUCCAGGGCUCCUGUGGCACUGCAACAAAAAGCUGUUGGCGCCCAUCAAACAACCAAGGGCCAUGAUCUCAAAAUUUUACCUUCUCAGGUCUCGGUGACUAUCAAGCCCAAGCUGGUUAAUUCUGCCGAACAAUCAGCCGAACCUCGUGGCACGACAGCGGGAGCACCUACCGAAGCUGUUGACUCCAAAAGAUCUCCAACUAAUCUGAAUGAUUCAUCGAAUUCUGGUAGCUCAGAUUCCAAGGUUUCUUCCACCAGAUCUGAGCAAGUGUCUAAAACAGAUCUUGAUGUACAUGAUACUAGAAGCUCACGGGAAAAUUCAGUUGAUCAAGAAAAGAAAGCGUCUGAGCCAGGCAGUGUGAAGAACAGUUCAGGUUUUGCAGAGGUUAGUGAUGGAGCCAAUAGUCUUGCAAAAACCAGUGGAAGUGCCAAAGUAAGUGAUCGGGCCGAUAAUGUUGAGAGUGGGAAAAGCAGCAUUUGUCGAGGGAGCACAGGUAGUGAUGUGAGCGACGAGAGCACUUGUAGCAGCUUCAGCAGCAGUAUCAACAAACCCCAUAAAGCAAAUGAUAUGCGUUGGGAAGCCAUCCAAGCUGUCCGAGCCAGAGAUGGUGUGUUAGGAUUGAGCCAUUUCAGGCUGUUGAAAAGAUUAGGUUGUGGUGAUAUUGGGAGCGUUUAUCUGGCCGAGCUGAGUGGAACUAAAUGUUACUUUGCGAUGAAAGUUAUGGACAAGGCAUCACUAGCAAGUCGUAAGAAGCUUCUUCGUGCUCAGACAGAAAGAGAGAUCCUGCAAUCUCUGGACCAUCCCUUCCUUCCUACUCUCUACUCUCAUUUUGAGACUGAAAAAUUUUCGUGUUUGGUAAUGGAAUUCUGCCCUGGAGGAGAUCUGCACACUCUUAGACAGAGACAGCCAGGAAAAUAUUUCUCUGAACAAGCAGUGAAAUUUUAUGUUGCAGAAGUGCUACUUUCGCUGGAGUACUUGCACAUGCUUGGGAUUGUAUAUCGUGAUCUUAAGCCAGAGAAUGUCCUUGUUAGGGAUGAUGGACAUAUAAUGCUCUCAGACUUUGAUCUUUCACUUCGUUGUGCUGUUAGCCCGACUCUGGUCAAGACCUCAUCUAUUGAUUCGGAUCCGCAGCGUAAAAAUUCCAUGUACUGUGCCCAGCCAGCAUGCAUUGAACCAGCGUGCAUUCAGCCAUCAUGUGUUGUUCCAACAACAUGCUUUUCCCCUCGUAUCUUUUCUAGCAGAUCCAAAAAAGAUAGAAAACCCAAAACUGAAAUUGGCAACCAAGUUAGCCCCUUACCUGAGCUGAUCGCUGAACCAAGCAAUGCUCGUUCAAUGUCGUUUGUUGGAACCCAUGAGUAUCUGGCACCUGAGAUCAUCAAAGGAGAAGGUCAUGGAAGUGCAGUGGAUUGGUGGACUUUUGGGAUCUUUCUUUACGAGCUUUUGUUCGGUAAAACUCCAUUUAAAGGAUCCGGUAACAGAGCCACAUUAUUCAAUGUUGUCGGACAGCCUCUUCGAUUUCCAGAAUCACCCGUUGUCAGUUUUGCUGCUAGGGAUCUGAUUAGGGGUUUACUUGUAAAAGAGCCGCAGCACAGAUUGGCCUAUAAAAGAGGCGCAACAGAGAUAAAACAGCACCCUUUCUUCGAAGGAGUAAACUGGGCUUUGAUACGCUGCGCCACCCCUCCUGAGAUCCCAAGGCCUGUUGACUAUGAUCGAUUGCCUACCCCAGCCGCACCAGCUAAUGAAAAGGGCGCCAUUGCUGCCACCGAUCAGAAAAGUGAUAAAUAUCUUGAGUUUGAUUUCUUUUAGUCAUUAUUGUUAUUGUUUGAAGAUUGUUAUUAUAAGUUAUGGAGAAGACCAUCAGGAAGAUGGUCGAUUUCUUUAAAACUGUAGACUGAUUAAGAGCCGUAUGUAUAUUGCUGCUGCCAUCUACCGGUUCAAGAAAGGUCGAUGGGAGGUCUUUUCUUGAACAUCGUGGCUGAGAAGCUGAUUAAAUGGUCUCAAUCGCCUGAAAGUUGAAACUAUUGUGUGGCUCUCAACGGCUUGAGAAGCAUGGGAACUGGAUAACUUGUGGGCACUGCAGGAUGAAUCUCAGCUAUUGAAUUGAGCUAUGUAUAAUUGUUUUCUCAUCAUUUCUAGAAAAGGUUGAUGAAUUUUAAGGCAUUGUAGGACCAAGUUUAGAUGCAACCUCAACUUUGUAGGCCCUAUACUCACGUUUGUGUGUCCUGACAUUUCAACCACUCGGCCAGACACUGCCAGUUGCGACUUAAUUCGUCAUGAACUUUUCCUUAGGUUGGAUGCCAAGAAAGAAAAUCACAGGAAUUUGUCAUUGUAAAGGUUUAUAUCCUCAUUCUAAUUUAUGAAGUUUUUAUUAGUUA
This is a messenger RNA of Sesamum indicum (sesame), 2887 nucleotides long. It is a transcript of the gene D6PKL2, whose product is annotated as D6 protein kinase like 2. The record is from RefSeq and is a predicted model, not a curated record. Lineage: Eukaryota; Viridiplantae; Streptophyta; Magnoliopsida; Lamiales; Pedaliaceae. Gene Ontology annotation, molecular function: protein kinase activity; ATP binding. Gene Ontology annotation, biological process: protein phosphorylation.